AUGCCUCCGAACAUAGUUGACGUUCCUUUUCAACAAGAUCCUGAGAAAGUUUAUAAUGAAGCCGAGCUUGGAAAACCAGCUGCUUCUCAGCCUGCAGUAGCAGGAUCUCAGGAUAACUAUAUUUUAAUCAUUAUUCAGUCCACUUUGAAUCUACUGGCACACGUCUGUAUAGGGGCCACAGCAGGAGUUAACUUACUGUUCGCGCUUCGUAAUGGUCUUCCGCUUGGUGCAACUCCGCUACAUGUUCUUCUGUGUGUUCUGGGGUAUCAGCUAUUGAUGGCCGAAGCGAUUCUCAGUCUGAGCCCCCAUAAUGGCUGGUCGUCAAGGCUCAAAUUUGUAGACAAGAGACGAGCUCACUGGAUCUUGCAGCUCCUCGGGUCUGGACUGGCUUUGGCCGGUUGCUUCAUCAAGAUCCUCGACAAGAAUAUCCAUUGGGAUACUUUGCAUGGACAGUUUGCACUAGUGUCCAUGGUUUUUACAACAGUGUCACUAGUAAACGGCCUCACUUCGCUCUACGCUUACGAGCUCAGCAAGUUCCGCUUGUCACCCAACCUCUCCAAGCUCACCCACAUCAUCUUCGGCAUCGUGGGUUUCGCCGCUGCUUCUAUCUCCCUCUGCUACGGUUAUGACAAAGCCCAGUUCAGGAGCUGGGCAUCUGACAACUUCACCACGGCGAUGAUCAGUUUUGCUGGAGCUUUAACCUUUAUUAUCAUCAUCAACCCGUUCAUUACCUUCUUUAAUAAAAGUCGAGGAUUAUUUAAAAAUAAUUAA
Molecule: messenger RNA, 771 nt
Organism: Cydia fagiglandana
Lineage: Eukaryota; Metazoa; Arthropoda; Insecta; Lepidoptera; Tortricidae
Exons: 3
Coding region: 1-771 (256 amino acids)
Molecular function (GO): heme binding; transmembrane monodehydroascorbate reductase activity
Source: RefSeq, a predicted model, not a curated record